This is a messenger RNA of Fundulus heteroclitus (mummichog), 1295 nucleotides long. Its product is annotated as mitochondrial calcium uniporter regulator 1-like. Gene Ontology annotation, biological process: positive regulation of mitochondrial calcium ion concentration; calcium import into the mitochondrion. The transcript has 9 exons. Gene Ontology annotation, cellular component: mitochondrion; mitochondrial inner membrane. The coding region runs from base 143 to 1063 and encodes 306 amino acids. The record is from RefSeq and is a predicted model, not a curated record. NCBI's taxonomy places the organism in Eukaryota, Metazoa, Chordata, Actinopteri, Cyprinodontiformes, Fundulidae.
UGUUUUAUUAACAGUGGUCCAGUAACUGGGUGAAAAGUGGAGAGAUGUGAACGCGAAAAAGACGCGGUUAAGCUUGAAGUUUCCAACAGACCGAGGCGGAAGCUUGGGAGAAGCUUUCUCUCCAGCGAGGCUAGCUUUGACCAUGGCGCUGAAGCAUUUCCGCCUGGUACCGAGGCGCCUCAUCUGGGACCAGUCACAGAGGCGGGCUGACCCCGCCGCUUUAACCCGGGACGGCGAUGCCGCCGUGGUAUGGAGUCUUUCUCCGGUCCCGUUGAGCCUGCCGGCCGCCAGCAGCACCGCAGCAGCUUCGGCUGACUUUGAGCGGCACCGGCUGAGAUGGAGAGGAGCUGCAGGACUGAAGGUGACGGGGCUGUCUGCCGGGAGAAACAUGUCCCUACGAGGACUCACGACCUCCUCCGGGGACCUCCAGUACGAUCUGAAACCAAACAUCCCAAAAACCGAAGGCCGUAAGCUGUUUUUUGACACGCAUGCGGUUGUGCGACUCUUUGAGGAAAAUGGGUUGAGCACUCAGCAGGCUGAGGUGUUGGUUAAAGUGCUGGUCGGGACGACAAACUCUAACAUGGACGUCAUUUAUAGUGACAUAGUGACCAAGGUGCAGCAGGAAAUCAUGCUGCAGCAAGUGAUGUCUAAAAUAGCUGCUGUAAAGAAGGACAUGAUUAUCCUUGAGAAGAGCGAGUUCUCCACUCUUCUGGCAGAGAACGAGAAACUCAAGAUCCAGUUGCUACAGCUGAAGGUCCAGCUGGGUGAUGUGAUUAACAAAUUGCGCUCGGAUAAUAUUUUGGACUUGAAUUUGGAGAAGAGCCGCGUAAAAGAACGGAAAACGGAGCACGACAAGAAGCUUCUGGAAACGAGAACUGAGAUUCUGGAAAUGACAGCAGAGCAGGACCGCCAUCUAACCCAGACAAACAUGAAGAUAGACACCGAAGUGGCUGGUUUGAAAACCAUGCUGGAGGCUCAUAAACUGGACACCAUCAAAUAUCUUGCAGGUUCAGUGUUCACCUGUCUCACUGUGGUCCUGGGAUUUUAUCGGAUUUGGAUGUGACCAGGAGAAAAAUGACAACUCCUGUAUGGACUGCAAGGAUGCUGACGGUGAAGCCGCUAAAGAACAACUAUUUCAUGUUGGAACUUAUUUUGCUGCAUUUCAUUUCCAUUUUGCCCAAGAAUGGGUCUGUCACUGUGUUCUAUUUAAGGGCAAUCCACUUAUCAAUGCAUCUCAAAAGGACUGAGUAAUUAUUUCCCUUUUUGGUUUUACUUGAAUACAUUUGCUUUCCCCG